Alosa sapidissima (American shad) is the source of this 4356-nucleotide messenger RNA. Its product is annotated as cortexin-1. The transcript is spliced from 2 exons. NCBI's taxonomy places the organism in Eukaryota, Metazoa, Chordata, Actinopteri, Clupeiformes, Clupeidae. The coding region runs from base 287 to 829 and encodes 180 amino acids. The record is from RefSeq and is a predicted model, not a curated record.
CUCUCCCUCUACAGCAGCGUCAGACACACUUCACUCACGCGCUGUACAGGGGCGCGAGGCGCAACUGGGAGCGCGGAGUCGUCGGACUCUCCGUCACGAAGGGAUUUCUGUCCUCUUUUUUUUUUUUAGUUCAGCAAGGCUCAGUUGCGGUGACCGUAGCGGAACAGCAACACCUGCUCUUCUCUCUAGAUUCCUUCCCUGUUUUAUAUUUUAUGCGCUGGUGCCAAAGGGAGACCGGUGAAGGUAGAAUGGGCGAAACCCUCAGGUUUCCUCCGUAACUCUGGAAAUGGAUCCGACAUCCUUGCAUGGAUACAAAGACUAUGACGUGUACCCGUGGGGGUGGGGGCGUGGGGCCGGUGGCUCUCGCAUGAGGAUGCCACUGCGGCUGCUGCUGUGGGAGCACGCCUCUUCCUUCUCCUCUUCCUCCUCCACCUCCUCUUCUUCCUCGUCCUCUUCCUUCUACACUACCUCGUCCUGCAUCUCCUUGUCAUCCUCCUGCUCGUCCUCGUGGUGGUGGCCCAUGGAGGCAGAGUCCUUUACGUUUGCCUCCUCCUCCUCUUUCUCCUCCUUCUCCUCCUUCUCGUCGUCGCUGCUGCCGCCAGCGAUCCAGAUCCCGCGCGGCCAGUCGCCGCACCCGGCCACCGGCAUGGUGACGCUGGAGCAGAAAACCACCUUCGCCCUGGUGUUCUUCCUCUUCCUGCUGCUGGGCGUGCUCAUCGUGCGCUGCUUCCGCAUCCUGCUGGACCCCUACCGCAGCAUGCCCACCUCCACCUGGGCUGACGGGCUCGACGGCCUUGAGAAGGGACAGUUCGACUACACGCUGGCGUAGGGCGGAGGGUCUGCACGCCGGCAGCCCGGAGUAAGGGGACAGUUUGACCACACACUGGCAUAGAAAGAUGGAUGGCUCAAGACUGGACAGUGUGACUACACAGUAGUGUAGAGAACAGAUGCAUGAGCUGAUGACCUGAGGGAGGGACACAUGCUGUCAGAGAGGGAGGUGGAAGAUUUCGCACACACGCCUACUACACACAAUGUCCAAAGGCUUUUGUGAUGUUUGAAAGUGUUUAACAUGACUGUUAUAGGGUGGGCAAAUGCUCAUUGAGAUUGGUGGCUUACAUACAUUAGAAUGCACACAAGUGUAGAGUUAUACAUACAGUAUAAAUAGAUGUAGACAGAAACAUAGAUAUAAACACACACACUUACGUUAGAGGUAAUGUUGGUAGGAUAUGUGCCUAUGCACUACUGAUAAAGAUACAUAAGGAUGUAAAAGUAAAUGACUACGGAGAUUUAAUAGGUAUAGAAUUGUAUAGAUUGGUUACAGGUACUGUGUUCCUAGCCGACUAUCUAGCUGAGCCGAGACCCAGUGAAGUGGGUUUUAAUGGACAUCGCUAAAAACAUCUUAAUGACGUUUUUCUAAACAAAGUUUAUGAGGAGCCCUCUGGAUGGUUGACAGCCAUCAUGCUUGCCACUUACACUUGUCGGAGAUUUAAACGGUCCUUACCUGCCUUGCAAAGCCUCCUAUCUCCUCCCCAUUCUUCUGCACUCCACGAGUAGCUCUAAACUCACAUUACCCCUUAUCCAUAGUGGGUGUCAGUGGACAUCGCUCACAUGCAAAUUCCACUAUAGGCAUCCCAGAACCAUGGCCAGCUAACCAAGCCAAACAUGCUUAUUCUCAGCAUUCAAUAUUAAGGAUUCCGAUAGGUGAACUAAUGGAAUACCCAUUAUUUAUUGAAAGGUCAAAGAGUGACUAACCACUCUGAGGGAAUGACAUUAUAGAGGCUCCCAUCAUUUGUUUUCUUCCUCCUCCAAAGCCCUGGGGAUUUCUAUUCUCUCCUACUCUGUUUCUAUGAUUCAUACAUGUUUUAAGCUUGGAGAUGUGUGGAUAUGUGCUUGUGAGAGGUAUGCAAUAGUAAGCAAAUGAAUACUGACAUACUCUGCUCCUCCAGAGUAUAGACACACACAGAGAAUGCACGCAGAUCAAUUCAACUACACACUGAUUUAGUCGAAUGACGAAUGGAACAGCAUUCAGAUUGGUUUCAAUGAAGAAAAUGAAUGUGUUUACACACAAGCCCUAAAGAUCACCAUCUGUAAACACACACACACACCUGCUCUCUGACACAGUUGCCUACACUCUGAAACACACAUAGACACACACACACACAAGCCAAAUACCUGCCCACCUUGGACAAAUACUGUAUUUGUGUGCACCACACAUCUUCUGUAUUUAUAGGGUGUGUAUGAGGAACUCUGCUCUGCCACAAGAGACUGCAAAUAGCCUCUGGCCAGCUCAGUAGCCCAUGACUAGAGGUUGCAGUCAUACUGAGUAGUUCUCUUUUAAACACACCUUUUACUUUUUUUCUUUCUCUCUUUCUUACUCUGUCUCUCUCUAUCACUUUCUGCCACUCAACAGACUAUGUGCACAGUACUGCUCACUAAAUGUUCCAGCUCCAGCACUUUGAAAUUCCCACCAAAUGCGCCGAUGCACAUCAAGUGUUUGCAGACUGGCAUUGAUAAACAAGUAGUCCUUAUCUAUGAAAUGGCAGGCUUUAUCUGCAGGCCUCCGAGCAGAAAUUCAUCAAUGAAACUUUCAGUGGUCAUCUCAUCUUCCCUGAUUGGAUGGCUGGCCACUGGCUAAUCAAAAAAUUGCAUCCCCCCACUAUCAUUUAUAGCAGUAAAUACUGUGCAUUCGUUUUGAUUACAGAUCAGACAUUCUGUGGCUGCUCCACUGAGCUGACUGAUUAGCACAACAAUACAAAUAAAUAAAUAAAUAAAUAAAUACGUUCGACACACACACACCAACAAAACAAUUUAAUGUGAGUGGUUGUGAUUAAGUCCGUGGAAUCCUAUUUGUUUGUUUUGAAUGACCUUAAUAUCUUGCGGCUAUACGCUUCUAUUCAUCCUGAGGAAAGAACACACGACUAUAGAAAACAUAUUAAACAGCAUAUACACACACUUACACAGUGCAGAGGGAUGCACACAGUGAGAAAACUACUGCCAGUCUCUUCCAGGUUGAGUAACAAAUGACUUUUAUUAAGGUUUUCAGAGUCCCAUAUGGCUUUCAUUUUCAACACUCUCCACGUACUGUAUCUUCAAUGUUUUGCAAUGGAGUUCGCACAGAGGUCUUGAGAGGCUCGAGAGCCAUUGGAAAAAGCUCUUUCCCAGUCCUUUUUGCACCAGCCCAUUGAUCCCCUGAUGGCCUGGCUCUGCAAAUUGAGUAAUAAAGGAAGGGCCUUGGUUCCUGCUCUGAGCCACUGCACGUGUCUAACUUACUUAUCCAAGUGUUAGUUUUAGAGUCAAACGCAAAUAUCAUGUGAGGUUUAAGCUCCGAUGUGGUCUUUCUCCAUCGUUUUUGGUGAACGCCGUGCUUUUGAGAUGCUUUUGAGAAUUUUAUCAAAAAAUGCUGUCUUUGUAAAUUCAAAAUGGUUCGGCACCUGUUGAUGUGGAAUCCUUAACUUUGUCCUCACAAAGGCCAUUUGGUGUGAUGUUGGUUUCAGUGUCUCCCACUUGAAUGUCAAACUUACUGACCCCACAUCCAGCGAUGGUUUCUUUUUAUUGCACUAUAAUAUUUGUCAUCUGCGUGCCAGUUAUUGCUACGAAUGAGGCCGAUGAUGAAACUGUCCAAAUGUCGCUGACAAGACUGACAUUGAGUCACAACAAGUCAGACAGGUUUGUGAUGUGGAGCAAUGAACUGAACUGGACUGACUGCUCAAACGUGUCAUCAGGUGUUCACUUCCUGUCGGUUGAAGUACUGUUAAAAAAAGACUUCCGAUGACCUGCCACACCUCGGAGACCCCUCUGCACUUCUUCUUCCUUCAGACUCACUGUAGGCUGUAUUCACACACACACACACAUACACGUGCUGCUGUGACUGUUGGCUCCCUGUAAAAGCACUGUUCUCCUGAAGACACUUGCUUCGCUUCUCUUUGAAUAGGCUUGUAUUCAAUGCAAAGCAGUUAAGCAGUGCAGUACUGAACACGUCUCUGCUUAUGUCUCAUCUCAUCUCUGCCUAUGUGUCAUCCAAAAAAAAAACAAGCAAACAAACAAACAGAAAAUAAAUGAGAUGUCUAAGUAUUUCCAACAACUUCCAACUUACAGGGUUCUUUGUGGGCAAAGGGGUAUGUGUGUGCCCUUCCUUGUGAUUGUAGAGAUGUGUAGACCUGCCUACUGUUAACAAUUCUAACUUUUGUCUUCAUUGCACUAGAGAACAAGUUUAAAAAGAUAGAGGUCUAUUUUCAGUCUGUGAAAUAAAAUGCAUAGAUGGUCUAAAGAUCAGUCUGUGUGAUUAUUUAAAAGUGCUGUUGAAAUCUAUGGUGAUUAACACUUCCAGUGACAACAAGCGUUCAGCCACUCUCUCUU